CAGGGCAAGAACCCUAACGAUUUCAGACUCUCUCAGUCGACCGCGAGACCUUGUGCUUCAGAUUUCCUCUCUUGUAGCCAUGUCGACUGCGAAAGCUGUGAAGGAUGUCUCACCUCACGAGUUCGUCAAAGCAUACUCUGCACAUCUUAAACGCUCCGGAAAGAUUGAGCUACCCCAUUGGGUUGAUAUUGUGAAGACUGGCACUUUCAAGGAACUAGCUCCUUAUGACCCAGAUUGGUACUAUAUUAGAGCCGCUUCCAUGGCAAGGAAGAUUUACCUGAGGCAGGGACUUGGUGUUGGUGCCUUCAGAAGGAUUUAUGGUGGAAGCAAGAGAAAUGGAAGUCGCCCACCACACUUUUGCAAGAGCAGUGGAUCGGUUGCUCGUCACAUCCUUCAACAACUGCAGAAGAUCAACAUUGUUGAUGUUGAUGCCAAGGGUGGGAGGAAAAUCACAUCCAGUGGACAAAGGGAUCUUGAUCAAGUUGCAGGGAGGAUUGUAGUAGUUGCUGAGUAAUAUGGAGUGCUCUUCGGACAAUGCCAUGCUUGAGUUUUAGGGUUUAUCUUGCUUGGGAGAUGUAGUAGUUGAUUUUUAAUUAUUUGCUUUGGUUUUUCAUUGAACUUAUUGUCUCAUUUCCUUUUAUUGCUAAAAAGAAUAUAAUUGACAAUGCUUUUUGCUCACUUUUGAGAUUAUUGGGUUAUUGUUGUUGCCAUUUCUCUUU
Molecule: messenger RNA, 719 nt
Organism: Impatiens glandulifera
Lineage: Eukaryota; Viridiplantae; Streptophyta; Magnoliopsida; Ericales; Balsaminaceae
Product: 40S ribosomal protein S19-3-like
Exons: 4
Coding region: 80-514 (144 amino acids)
Biological process (GO): translation; ribosomal small subunit assembly
Cellular component (GO): cytosolic small ribosomal subunit; ribosome
Molecular function (GO): RNA binding; structural constituent of ribosome
Source: RefSeq, a predicted model, not a curated record